Messenger RNA from Galendromus occidentalis (western predatory mite), 543 nucleotides. Its product is annotated as GTP cyclohydrolase 1 feedback regulatory protein. The coding region runs from base 228 to 485 and encodes 85 amino acids. The transcript has 3 exons. Gene Ontology annotation, molecular function: GTP cyclohydrolase binding. NCBI's taxonomy places the organism in Eukaryota, Metazoa, Arthropoda, Arachnida, Mesostigmata, Phytoseiidae. Gene Ontology annotation, biological process: negative regulation of biosynthetic process. The record is from RefSeq and is a predicted model, not a curated record. Gene Ontology annotation, cellular component: cytoplasm; nucleus.
GGAGGCUACAAGUAGUGGAACGGACGGUUCGAGCUCGCUGAUCUUCGGCUGUGCUCGAUGAAAGCUUCUACUCGAUAUCAGUUCAAUAAUUGUCAUUUGUAGAAGCCAUUGAGAAGUUACCCGAUCGAAGUAUACGUCGACGAGAAGGGACGUCCACUUCCGACUGCGAGUUUCAGAUAAAAGCGAACAGCUGAUUGACCGUCGAAGGAGUUUGUCCGUCAGAACCGAUGCCGUACGUUUUGAUUUCAACUCAAAUUCGAUUGGAGAAUGGGCCGACGAUCGUGGGCGAUGCUGACUCCGACCCGGAACUGAUGGAGUUUCUCGGCGCUCGUCGAAUCCGCCAACUCGGUAACAACUUUUUCGAAUACAGCUCCGCGUCACCUCCUCGUAAGGUGCUCAACAAACUUGAGGAAAAGGGAUAUCACGUUGUUGCCAUGACCGGAAUCGGCCAAACUUGUGUCUGGACCCUACACAGGAGUGGGUAGCUGAUUGUGGAAUAUGUGCGGAGGAUAUCCGUGGAAGUGUGGAACAACAAGCCCUCAG